AUGGUUUUCAUAUCCACCAUCACUGCGUUCUUAAUGACAGCCUUUUCCUUGGCCGAGCUUGGAGAUGGAUUUGGAAUGUUCUUUGAUAUGUAUUUACUUGGCCUUGGCUGGUCUGAAACAAGUGUCAUUGUCUCUGGAAUUCUUCGGGGUGUUGUCGACUUUUCCCUCAAAGGAAUUGUUGGAGACAUCAUUGAUAAGACAACCUACGAUCGUCGGGUUUUCCUUGGAGGAGCAGCAUUGGCAAUCGCGUUGUCGUCUUGCAUGGUCUUUGUGGUCAACGGAGCCGACGACGUUGACAAAGCCAUUGUCUACAUUGUUCGAUCGCUUGAAAGCGUCGCUUUGUCGUUCCUUGGACCGGCCUUUGGAGCAGUGACACUCUCUGCGUUUGGGCCCGAACUUUUUGACAAGAUGCAAGUCCAGCGAGAAUUAGUGUCUCAUGCAGGGUCAAUUGUCAGUGCUGCUCUCAGUGGUGUCGUGGCAUGGUACAUGUAUCCGAAUAUUCAGAUUCUUUUUUUGUUGCCUACCAUCUUUGCAGUGAGUGCCAUUUACUUUGUUCGAUACAUCCCAAGAGGAGACCCACUGAUGGGACGAGGUUUCCAUGGAACGACAGAAAAGAGAGAUGAACAAGGUUGCGUUGUCGAUACACACAAAGACGAACCAGAACCAGAAGCUGCGAGCUAUUGGGAUGUCUUUUCGGACAAACGCAUCCUUUGGAUCAUUGUUGCUGACGUAUUCCAUGUGCUGGCCGAAGCAAAUGUUGGACUGGUAUUCAAUGAGACUUUGGCUGAUGUUGGGACGUAUUCGUCAUCGAAUACCGCCGAAGUCUACGAUGAUGAUCUUGCAGAAUACAUGGAAUAUCAAAAUGAAGACGAUGCUGUCAUGUCACGGAAUGCCAUUCCUCUUCUCGCAACAGCUGGCUCGGCUGCUCAGCUGGUGAUGAUUGCUGGGACAUUCAUGGUGGGGUACUUGACAGAAAAGGGAUGGGGGCGUAAACCAUUCUAUGUCGCCCACUUGUGUGUCCAUCCUGUUCGUGUGGCGCUACUAAUACUAUGUUUGUACACCAAUGCCGGCAGUGCUUGGCUUGUGUCGACGGAAUUCGUAGGAGGCCUGACUGGAGCAUUUGGUAUUGUGAAUGCAUUCAUGAGAGCUGAUAUCCUUUUCGGAUCAGGACGGUUCAAUGUUGUGGAUGGAUUCCAAGCGACCAUCAGGGGCAUUGCCGCCACUUCGUCUUCUUAUAUUGGGGCAUAUAUUCUUGAGAACAAUGGGCCCAUGAUGGCUCUGAGCAUUUCAUUUUGCAUUGCGAUUAUCCCACCGAUUAUUGGGGCAGUAUUUGUGCCAGAAACUUUGGGUAUGAGGCAAGUCGACUUCAAAGAAGAAAAAGAAGAAGAAAAGAUCCAGCGAGCAUUGUCACGUGAAGAAGAUGGCGAAGGUCUAGGUGGUCGUCUAUUAUCAAUGUUAUCCGGAGACAAUGAAAAUAGAAAUACUUCAGAACCAGCUCAUGAGAACUACACGGAAUUGCCAAAUGUUUCGUCAUCAGGUUCAGGCUCUCAAGGGAGCAAAAGACAACUGGUCUAA
Molecule: messenger RNA, 1575 nt
Organism: Cylindrotheca closterium
Lineage: Eukaryota; Bacillariophyta; Bacillariophyceae; Bacillariales; Bacillariaceae
Source: the annotation of a GenBank genome assembly